Linepithema humile (Argentine ant) is the source of this 670-nucleotide messenger RNA. It is a transcript of the gene Sf3b6, whose product is annotated as splicing factor 3b subunit 6. Gene Ontology annotation, molecular function: mRNA binding. The record is from RefSeq and is a predicted model, not a curated record. Gene Ontology annotation, cellular component: nucleus; cytoplasm. NCBI's taxonomy places the organism in Eukaryota, Metazoa, Arthropoda, Insecta, Hymenoptera, Formicidae.
ACUUAUUCCUUGUUGUUAGUGUUGUGAGUUCUUCAAUCAAAGAUAUUUGAUUCUCAAAUUAAUUUUUUACCUUGAGAAAGCUUUAGAGUAAAAAAUCAAUUGAUCAAAAUGACUAUGGCAAUGUUGCAACGUCGUGCCAAUGUAAGGCUACCACCCGAAGUAAACAGAGUGUUAUAUAUCAGAAACCUACCAUAUAAAAUCACAGCUGAAGAAAUGUACGAUAUAUUUGGCAAAUAUGGAGCUAUCAGGCAAAUUAGAGUAGGUAACACAGCUGAGACAAGAGGCACAGCGUUUGUUGUAUAUGAAGACAUAUUCGAUGCAAAGAAUGCAUGCGACCAUUUAAGCGGUUUCAAUGUAUGUAAUCGUUACUUGGUGGUUUUAUAUUAUCAGAGCAAUAAGGCAUUUAAGCGAAUUGAUGUUGACAAAAAGAUGGAGGACCUAGAUAAAUUAAAGACGAAAUAUAAUUUAAAUGAAGAGAAAAAGUAACUGAUUAAACAUUUGCGUAAAAUAAAAGCUGAGAUCUUUAAAGAUAUUGGAUUAAAAAUAAUAUAAUUAUAUAAGUAGUUUAAGCUGUAGUAUUAAGCUGUAUACAUAACACUAUGAAUUAAAUAUGAUUCAGAAUAAAUUAAAACUUUGAAUACUGUAAGUAAUAUAAAAUUUAUAUUAACGU